UAUAAAUCCAUCAUAUCUUUAACCAAACUUAUUUCCAAUAUUUAUUAUUAGGUAUGCAUCGUGAAUGUCGUUGGCUUCAUUUAAUAUUCAAUCUAGUUUAUGAUUGUAAUUUAUAUUCAAUUUUUACUUCAAAAUUAUUCUCAAAUUUAUUUAUUCAGUUUCAGUUCAUACUCUCGAGUGCUCUAGGUGUCCUUAAAUUAACAAACAGAUAAAACAAUAAACAAUUAAUUUGUUCAGUGCGAAUUCAAUGAGAAGACAUUAUUCAUUAUUGCUUAUAUUUUCAGCGGCAGAAAAAUAGAUAGGUAAAAACUUUUUCGUCAAGUACCUACAGGUAUACGAAAAACAUAGGUACGAGUAUUAUACAGCUCAUCAAACAUUUUAAGAUAACUAUAUAAUUCAUUUCAACUGAUCGUGAAAAUAUGUGGCUUCCGAUUUUCACGACGUUCUUGGCCGUUUUGGUGAUUGCUUCAAUAGUAUUAAGCAUUAAAGGCAGAAAUAGAAGGAUGUUAGCUAACCGAAUACCAGGCCCAGAAGGAACAUUUAUAGUGGGCAUGUUACCGUUGGCCAUACAAGGAGCUGAACAAAAAAUCAAAGGUGCACAAGACGUAUACCGAACAUACGAAAAAUCAAUGUUUAAAGCUUGGUUGUUUAAUAAAUUAUACAUUGUUCUUACUCGGCCCGAAGAUAUUGAAUUUGUUCUUGCCAGUCCUAAAUUUCUAAGAAAAGCUAAGGAGUAUAUGGUUUUGCAACAAUCCAUCAUGGGACAAGGGAUAUUUACGAUCGAAGACAUAAAUAAAUGGAAAAUCAACAGAAAAUUGGUGACUAAAGGUUUUAGUUUUAAACUGCUGAAAGAAUUUAUACCGAUAUUUUACGAAGAAGCACUAGUUCUUGCCGAAAUACUCGGGGACAAUAGCGACUCGACAUCAAAAGAAUGUGACAUCAGCGUUCCUGUCAGCAUGGCUACGAUGGAAAUGAUCGGGAAAACCGCUUUGGGGGUCACGUUCAACGCUCAAAAGGGUGGCUGUAAUCGAUUUGUUGAAAAUUUACUAACAGCGAUGCACGCUUGGGAAUAUAGGAUCACACAUCCGUGGUACUUGAGCAGUACGCUAUUCCAGUUUUCGUCGAUUAAACAAAAACACGAUCAUAGUCAAAAAAUCAUCAACGAGUUCACCGACGAAAUAAUCAAAUCAAAAAUCGUCGAGAUAAACAAUUCAGGAAGCGAAAACGGUGUGAAUGCAGAUGACGACGACAUUGGACGAAAUACAAAAACGCUCACUAAAAUUUUCCUAGAAAACCCCCAUGAAAAUAUGACUCUUGAGCAGAUACGAGACGAACUUGUAACAGUUAUGAUUGGAGGACAAGAAACAACUGCUAUGGCGAAUGCUUGUGUGGUUUUCAUGUUGGCUCAUCAUCAAGACGUACAAGACAAGGUGUUCAAGGAGCAGGAAUCAAUAUUUUCGAUCGGAGAUCGUAACAGACCUAUCACAUACAACGAUUUGCUUCAAAUGGAGUACCUAGAACGGGUGAUCAAAGAAACACUGCGGCUUUUCCCUCCACUUCCAGUGUUCGGCAGAGACCUAAAUGAAGACACGACAAUCGGAGAUCACCUAUGCCCCGCCGGUUCCACGCUGAUCAUCUGCCCGUUGUUCCUGCAUUCGAGUCCACAGCACUACGGAAGCACAGCCCACGGACCGGACGCGUUCGAUCCGGACAACUUCUUGCCGGAAGCCUGUCACGAGCGACAUGCGUACGCGUAUAUCCCUUUCAGCACCGGACCCCGGAACUGCAUCGGUAUCAAGUACGCGAUGCUCCAGAUGAAGACGGUCGCGUCCACGCUGGUCCGCCACCACAGGUUCCUGCCGUCUGACAGGUGCCCAACGCCGGACCAACUGCGUCUCGUGUUCUUGACGACGCUUAAACUGGCCGAUGGCUGUUAUGUCAAAGUUGAGCCACGAAGACCGCAGUGACCAGCUGCUGGGGCGUCUGCCACAAUUUAUACCGGCGUGUAUACCGAGCUGGUCGAAAACAUCCAUAUUAUUAUUAUUAAACUGAGUUCUUAGCUACGGCGUUAUUGUUGUGUCAUGUGGCUUUCAUCGUGUUCUGAUUCGUCGUUAUAACCGUGGUAUCAUAUACUAAUUAAUAUGAUCUACCAAAGAAGUCGGGCCGAGAUGAACUUUUGUACACUGCAUGACUGACGACGUAGCUGUGAAUCCGGCUUUACUAUAUUUAUUAUUAUUAUUAUUAUUAUUAUUAUUAUUAUUAUUAUUAUUAUUAUUAUUGUUAUUAUUAUUGUUAUUAUAUUAUUUUGUUUCCUUA
This is a messenger RNA of Acyrthosiphon pisum (pea aphid), 2316 nucleotides long. Its product is annotated as cytochrome P450 4C1. Bases 420 to 1967 code for a protein of 515 amino acids. The record is from RefSeq and is a predicted model, not a curated record. NCBI's taxonomy places the organism in Eukaryota, Metazoa, Arthropoda, Insecta, Hemiptera, Aphididae. The transcript is spliced from 8 exons. Gene Ontology annotation, molecular function: monooxygenase activity; heme binding; oxidoreductase activity, acting on paired donors, with incorporation or reduction of molecular oxygen.